AGCGCCAUUCCAUCCAUAAUGUGGAGUGGCUUCAUCACAAGCGGCGUAGUCUGGGGCCCCAGAUUCAGUGCGGAGGAGUGUGGGCAGAGGAAGGGAAGCCCAGGCUUGGAUGCAUUGGGGCUAAAGCAAGCUUUUGCGGCGGCAUUGGCAAGAUGAUUCGUGGUGAAUAUUGUUGAUGAGGCGUGGAUGCACGAGGCCAGAAUCCUGGGACUUGGUCCUGGCGUCCCGAGCCCAUGGGGAUGACAAGCAUGAAUCGCAUGAUAGCGUGCUGGCCGUGCGGGUCCAACGGCUGUAUUUAUACUGGCAUUGUUUCUCCGCUGUUUCGAUCUUGCUCACCUACGAUACUCUCGCUGUGUCCUCUGCGGAGUUCAAUUCAAGUCGAAGUUCUUUGUCGACUCUUCACCCAUCUCCAUUAUCCAUUGAGAGGAGCUUCGAAGCACCAUCGUCAACAUGGUGGCACCGACCGGAAAGAGAGUGUACAACUGGUACAUCUCCCUCGUUGCCGCAUCAUGCAUGGUCCUCUACGGUUAUGAUGCCUCCGUGUUCAACGCCCUCCAGAAUUCGGAUCACUGGAAAGCCUAUUUCAACCACCCCGACGCCAACAUCAUCGGAGCAAUCAACACUGCUUACACAGUUGGUGCUGUCGUAGCCGGCUUCUUCAUGGGCGGACCCCUCGCUGAUUAUGCCGGACGACGAGUCGGUAUGGCCACUGGCGCGAUAUUGGUCAUCAUCGCAACCUUCAUGCAGACGUUCGCCCCUCGUGGAAAUAUUGGUGUCUUCAUUGCUGGCCGCGUCGUCAUUGGAAUAGGUCAGGGUCUUGCUUUGACUGCUGGUCCUAUCUACAUUGGCGAGUUGGCUCCACCUGAGAUCCGAGGAAAAAUCAUGUCGUUCUGGCAGAUGUUCUACUCGGUCGGGUCCUUCAUUGCAUACUGGGUCUCGUAUGGCACCCUGAAGCACCCCAAGAAGCUCGGAGAGUGGGACUGGAAGAUGGUUGUCAUAUUCCAGAUCCUCAUGCCGCUUAUCAUUCUGUCCCAAGUCUUCUUCAUCCCGGAGUCUCCUAGAUGGUAUGUUCAGAAAGGACGCAACUAUGAAGCGGCCCGCGCAGCCCUGCUCCGUGUUCGCGAUACCGAGGAAGAGGUCGAGGAAGAACUCACAACCAUCCGCGAAGCUAUCGAGUUCGAGGCCGAGGCCAUCUCGAGCGGUUACUCUGCGCUCUGGAAGGACAAGUCUGUCAGGAAGAGGAUGUAUAUUGCCAUGAUCAUCAACGCUGGCCAGCAGAUUACCGGACAAGGAACGCUCAACUCAUACAGCUCCCUCAUUUACAAGAAGGUCUUCAAAGACCCCAACACCAUCGCUCUUAUCAACGCUCUCAACGCCACUUUCAGUAUCCUCUUCACACUCAAUGCUACUUGGACAGUCGAUCGCUUUGGCCGCAAGUUCUUGUUCAUCGCCGGAGGUAUUGGCAUGGGUAUCUGCAUGCUCAUUGCCGCCACCGUCGAGACACAGACGCCUUCACCCGGUGGAGCCAAGACGCAUCCAGUUGGAAUCUCCAUUGUCUUCAUCAUGUUUCUGUUCGCCUUCUUUUAUAAACCCUCCUGGGGCGCAACCGUGUGGAUCUUUACCGCGGAGAUUUUCUCUAUGAACGUUCGAGCGCAGGCCGUCGGCAUGUCCUCGCAGACGCAGAACGUUGCCAACUCCAUCGUCCAGCAGUUCUUCCCCCUCUUCCUGGCGAAGGAAGGUUUCUAUGCCUUCUACAUGUUCGCUGGCAUCAACUUCCUCCUCGCUGCUUUUGUUUGGUUCUUCGUACCAGAGACCAAGAAGGUAUCGCUAGAAGAGAUGGAUGCCAUGUUUGGCGGCGCCAACCAUGUUGUUGAGGGAGCGGCGAUUGAGCACAAGGAUGCAUCAAGGCAUCACAGUGUUGUUGUUGACCCACAGGAGAAGACCAUCACCGAGAGGAGAGAGUAAGGCAAUGUUCACGACUUGAUGUCGUACGAUUGAUCAAUGAAUGGUUAUAGUUUAGUCGCGCUAUGGUACAUGGUUUAAUAUACUACUUGCCUACCUCUGUAUGACAUUCUUAAGCUUGAUGCAAUAUUGUUUGAU
Messenger RNA from Cucurbitaria berberidis CBS 394.84, 2100 nucleotides. RefSeq names its product MFS sugar transporter-like protein. Lineage: Eukaryota; Fungi; Ascomycota; Dothideomycetes; Pleosporales; Cucurbitariaceae. The record is from RefSeq and is a predicted model, not a curated record. Bases 451 to 1965 code for a protein of 504 amino acids. Gene Ontology annotation, molecular function: carbohydrate:proton symporter activity. Gene Ontology annotation, cellular component: membrane. Gene Ontology annotation, biological process: carbohydrate transport; transmembrane transport. The transcript has 4 exons.